CUUUGGUGGGGCAACUCAAUUGGAAGAGCGCGUUGCAGCUGGGGCCUGCAGUGUAGCUUGCCAUUCCAUGCACGUACCGUUCCAGGAAAUUCCCCCAAGACCAUCAACAGUCGCUACUGUAAUCCAUACAAACUGCGAACCGUCUUGGUGCGUCCAAGCAACUCGGUCGCCUUGCCCCUCCCCUCCGACUCCAGAGACCACAGAAAAAACAUGUCAAAACGCCAGGCUUCAGAGGCCCUCGACGACGUGUCGGCAGAUUCGCCCGCGUCCAAAAAGUCGAGGUUCGACGAUUACACCAUGGACGUGAUCCCGGCCAGCGCAGAGGAUGGCGACGACGAGCAGACGAGGCCAGCGCAUGAGAACGGGGUCGUAAAGCAAGACGGAAAUGGCGAUGCCGACGAAUUUUCGGAGGAGGAAGAAGAGGAGGAGGUAGAAGAGAAGGCACCGAUCAGGCAAUCCGCGCCGACGGCAGGCUACGACGACCUCUAUCUGGACACCAUCGACCGCAACGUUCUCGACUUUGAUUUCGAAAAGCUGUGCUCCGUCACUCUCUCAAAUAUCAACGUCUACGCAUGUCUAGUUUGUGGAAAAUACUACCAAGGCCGAGGACCGAAAUCCCACGCUUACUUCCACGCGCUCGACGAGGACCACCACGUCUUCAUCAACAUGAGCACACAAAAGGUCUACGUGCUGCCGGAAGGGUACGAGGUCAAGAGCAAGUCGCUCGACGACAUCAAGUACGUGUCGGAUCCGCGGUACACGCGGCAGGAGGUGGCCGAGUUCGACCGCAAGCCGCGCACGUCCCUGACCCUCGCGGGCAAGGAGUACACGCCCGGCUUCGUGGGCAUGAACAACAUCAAGGAGAACGACUACCUGAACGUGGUGGUGCAGGCGCUCUCCCACGUGGCGCCCCUGCGCAACUUCUUCCUCCUCGAGGACUUCAGCUCCGCCCCCGAGCUGGUCAAGCGCACGUCCAUCCUCUUCCGCAAGAUCUGGAACCCGCGCGCCUUCAAGGCGCACGUGUCGCCCCACGAGCUCCUCCAGGAGGUCUCGCUCCGGUCAAACAAGCGCUUCACCCUCACCGCGCAGUCGGACCCCGUCGACUUCCUCUCCUGGUUCCUCAACAACCUCCACCUCGGCCUCGGCGGCAGCAAGACCAAGCCCGGCUCCUCGCCGAUCCAGCGCAUCUUCCAGGGCAAGCUCAAGGUCGAGUCGCAGGCCAUCACGGCGCGCACCGACACGCACGACGACCGGCUCCGCUUCGAGGAGGCGUCCGAGAUCAAGACGGACAUCGCCCGCUUCCUCCUCCUGACCCUCGACCUGCCGCCCGCCCCGCUCUUCCAGGACGAGGAGCAGCGCAACAUCAUCCCCCAGGUGCCGCUGACCACCAUCCUGGCCAAGUACAACGGCGUCACCAGCCAGGAGCUCAACGCCCAGCGCAAGCGCUACCGCCUCGUGCACCCGCUCCCGCCCUUCCUCAUCCUGCACGUCAAGCGCUUCAGCAGGAACCGGUUCGUCUCGGAGCGCAACCCGACCAUCGUCACCUUCGACCCCCACAACCUCGACGUCUCGCCCUACGUCGAGCCCGACCCGGCCUACCACCCGCCCGGCGAGCCCAUCUGGUACGACCUCGUCGCCAACGUGGUGCACGAGGCGGUGCGCGCCAAGGAGGACGUGGCCGACAGCGCGGUCGGCGAGGAGCGCAAGACGUGGAAGGUCCAGCUGCGGGACAAGGCGACGGACGAGUGGGUCGUCGCCCAGGACCUGUUCGUGGACAAGAUCCGGAGCGAGCUGCUCUACUUGGGCGAGACGUAUCUGCAGGUGUGGGAGAGGCGGCGGGGGCCACCGCCGCAGGGGCCGGCCCCCGGGGCCAGGGCCCUCUGACAAGGAGGCUAAGGAAAGGAGUUGAGAUAUCUCUCUCCCCCCCGGUCAGGUCAGGAGCGGGGAGGGAGGACAAAUGUACGGGAAUAAUUAGAUUAUGAUACCACAAUCAAAAGCGAGCGUCGAGCAUGCCAG
Thermothelomyces thermophilus ATCC 42464 is the source of this 2016-nucleotide messenger RNA. RefSeq lists its product as uncharacterized. Gene Ontology annotation, biological process: protein deubiquitination; spliceosomal complex assembly; mRNA processing. The record is from RefSeq and is a predicted model, not a curated record. Bases 211 to 1884 code for a protein of 557 amino acids. NCBI's taxonomy places the organism in Eukaryota, Fungi, Ascomycota, Sordariomycetes, Sordariales, Chaetomiaceae. The transcript has a single exon. Gene Ontology annotation, molecular function: cysteine-type deubiquitinase activity; zinc ion binding.